Molecule: messenger RNA, 747 nt
Organism: Coccomyxa subellipsoidea C-169
Lineage: Eukaryota; Viridiplantae; Chlorophyta; Trebouxiophyceae; Coccomyxaceae
Exons: 1
Coding region: 264-542 (92 amino acids)
Source: RefSeq, a predicted model, not a curated record
AGCAGAUAAUUCCUCUUACAUGAGCUUCAAGCUAGCUCACAUGCUGCCUACACCAGUGCUGCUUGAUCUACAUGAUGUAUACAGGUCCGUUUAGUACGUCACAAUGCCUGGGUUCGAGCCUCUAGAUUGAACAUGCAGCCUGCACCCUCACUCCGGCGCUCAAGCAAGGCAGGGCCGCCAAAGACGCCCUGCUUUUGCUUAAACCACCCAGUGUAGGUUUGCAGGACAACUCCUACCUUGCCUGUCUUGCGCGACAUGCCACAAUGAUGGGUAAUUAUGUGUCAGGGCACUCGCGCAGCUGCAGGCUGAUCACCAAGCCUACGGUACAGAGGAAAACGUCCCUCGAAAUGCUAACAGACCCAAUCAAGAAAAAGCACCUCAAGAGGAAUCAGGUGCUGCCACACUCCGAGACUGUGCCACAGACCGGUGUCUGCUGCGCUAGUGGGACACUCACACUCACAUUCAAUUUCAAUUCAGCUCUUGAACAUCGAAAAGUCAUUCGAAUUUGCCGCAUGGCUGCUCGAGCAGGCACACUCACAUAAACCCAUGCCCCUUCCCUGGGAGGAGCAUCGACUGCACCUUGAGAAUCAAAAGAAAAACAAAGAGAAUUGCACCAAUACCAAGAAAGUCUGCAUCAGCAGUCUUGCUUGAAUCUCCCCUGCCGAAGCCCUGUCUCCUUCAGCUGAACCAAGUGACAAAGCCUUUCCAUGCUCAGACCCAACAAUUAAUGGAAAUGUAAUAGAGAUC